AUGCAGUGGAGACGGCGGCACUGCUGUCCCAUCAAGAUGACCUGGACGGUCAAGCGUUCGCUAUUCCGAACCCAUGUGGCUGGCCUCCUCUCUCUGGCCCUGCUCUUCACCCUCUUUCUAUUUUUCAGCCACCAGGACUGGCUGCCUGGACGCAGUGGGCCCCGGGAAAACCCACUGGCCUACACCGUCAGGGGCUUCCGUAGCCCCAAGGGAGAAGCGAACCAAAGCAGCUCCCUGAGGAGCCUGUGGAGGGAGGCGGGUUAUGUAGCACCAAAGCCUCUGCUCAACCUCAGCUCUCAGCAGGCAGAGGGGCCAGUGGGAGAGGCUGGAGGAGGAGGAGGGGGAGGAGGAGGUGGAGGUGGAGGGGGUGGACCCAGGAUGGGUGUAAUGGGACUUGGGGACUCCAUGAGCACUAACAACAGUUUACAGAAGGAGAUGGGUGUGGGAGGGAGACUUAGUGCGCAGCCCUACCGCUACAUCCUGAACGAGCCUUUCAAGUGCAGGGACAGUACGCCAUUCCUCAUCCUCCUCAUUGCAGCCGAACCCGGCCAGGCUGAUGCCCGCAAUGCGAUUCGGCAGACAUGGGGGAAUGAGAGUAUAGCAAUGGGCCUAGGGUUCAUUCGUCUGUUCUUGCUCGGCAUGGGAAAGAGCUCGGACACCUUCCUCCAGAGCAGCAUAGAGGAGGAAAGCCGUAUUCACCAUGACAUUAUCCAACAGGAAUAUCAGGACACUUAUUACAAUCUGACAAUUAAAACCCUUAUGGGCAUGAACUGGGUGGCUACCUAUUGCCCACACGUCUCUUAUGUGAUGAAGACAGACAGUGACAUGUUUGUCAAUACUGAGUAUCUCAUCCAGAAGCUGCUGAAGCCUGAGCUGCCUCCCAAGCAGAGGUACUUCACUGGUUACCUGAUGAGAGGCUAUGCACCAAACCGAAAUAAGGACAGCAAGUGGUAUAUGCCGCCGGAGCUGUACCCAAGCGAGCGCUACCCGAUAUUCUGCUCUGGCACAGGAUACGUGUUCUCAGGGGACAUGGCCGAGCAGAUCUACCAGGCCUCUCUCAGCAUACGUAGGCUUCACCUGGAGGAUGUAUACGUGGGGAUAUGCCUGGCCAAGUUGCGCAUUGACCCGGCGCCGCCACCCAAUGAAUUCCUCUUCAACCAUUGGCGGGUGUCUUACUCCAGUUGUAAGUACAGCCACCUGAUCACGUCCCAUCAGUUCCACCCUAAUGAACUCAUCAAGUUUUGGAACCACUUGCAGAGCAACAAGCACAACGCCUGUAUCAACAUGGCCAAGGAAAAGAACGGCAGGGCCAGACACCGAAGGUUUCACGGAGAGAGGCCUCCAUGAUGCAUCCUGUGAUUAUCACCUGUCUCACAAAAAGGGAGAUGGGUGCACUGUAACGGCUGGUGGAGGGCAUGUUGAACUCAGCACUAUAUACUGUAUGGGGAAAAGCACAUUGUUUUGGUAUUGUGUACAGUUGAAGAUCCAAACUAUUUUUUUAAUUUGAGAAAAACAAUGUCAAGUAUUGUAAACCUGUUGAGCUAUUUCUAAAAAGGGACACUGGUGGGCUGGUGGUCUGUGAUAUGGAGCAUGCACAAAAGCUGCUGCAGUGCAAGAGUGGUGAUUGUGAUAAUUCAGGUGCCAACAGAAAGAUGGUAAUUCAUGCUUCAGUUAAUGUGAGGGUUCUCCUCUAAAAGGGUAGUACAGUAUGUCGCACUCUAGAAACCUAAAAAAUAUAAAAAAAUAAAAAAAUUUAAGACACAAAUGUGUUUACACAGACAAAGGGAAAUGUACAUGUAUUAUGUCGAAAGUUACUACACUACCUAAAUAUGAAUGAAAGUAUCUUUGACGUUGACCAGUUAUGCUGCCCUGUUUCUCAGUGUUUACUUUACAGAUUUAUCAAAUAACACAACUCUAAAGAGAAGGUUUAUCUGUCAUAUUCUGUAUUUUAUUUUGAAAAAAAAUGAACAUGAAAGCACUCAGAAUCACGUCAGAGAUGACUGAGAUUGUAUU
This is a messenger RNA of Scomber japonicus (chub mackerel), 2013 nucleotides long. RefSeq names its product UDP-Gal:betaGlcNAc beta 1,3-galactosyltransferase, polypeptide 2 (gene b3galt2). The transcript has a single exon. Gene Ontology annotation, cellular component: membrane. NCBI's taxonomy places the organism in Eukaryota, Metazoa, Chordata, Actinopteri, Scombriformes, Scombridae. The record is from RefSeq and is a predicted model, not a curated record. The coding region runs from base 1 to 1347 and encodes 448 amino acids. Gene Ontology annotation, molecular function: N-acetyl-beta-D-glucosaminide beta-(1,3)-galactosyltransferase activity.